UUCGAGUCCAUUGAGGAAAAGCUAAGAUGGCGGCGGCUGGAGGUAGCGGCGAUUUGGACGCAGGAGGCCACGGCGACACAGAUGUCAGCCUGCCUGGACUGGAGGGCGAGGCUGGGUCAGACUCAGAGCCUGACUCAGAGGUGUUUUCGUGCGUGACCCACUGCUCCGACCUCGCCUGCCGCCAGAACGAGCAGCGGCGGUUAGGCCUCUUCUGUGACGUCACGCUAGCUUUCAGUGGCGGCAGCAAUGAGGAAGAAGAGGAGGAGGGAGGGAUGGGCGGGGCCUCCUUCGAUCCCCCACCGCGAGAGUUCCGGGCGCACCGCUCGGUCCUGGCAGCGGCCACCGAAUACUUCGCUCCUCUCCUUCUGGGCGACUUUGCGGAGUCCCGCUCGGGGCGGGUGGAGUUACGGAAAUGGAGUUCGGGAGCGGGACCAGACCCGGAGACGAUCGAGGCGAUCAUCAGCUUCAUGUACACGGGGACCGUCCGCGUCAGUCCUGGCAACGUGCACGACAUUCUGGAGUUGGCCGACAGGUUCUUACUAAUACGUCUAAAAGAGUUCUGCGGGGAAUUCCUCAAGAAAAAACUGAGUCUCUCCAACUCUGUAGCCAUUCACAGCUUAGCUCAUAUGUACUCUUUGAACCAGCUGGCUAUAAAAGCUGCCAAGAUGAUCAGGAGAAACUUCUACAAAGUCAUCGAAGAUGAAGAGUUCUAUACUUUGCCAUUUCACCUUAUUAGGGACUGGCUUUCAGAUUCAGAAAUCACAGUGGAUGCCGAAGAGAUUCUCUUUGAGAUGGUUUUAAAGUGGGUCCAGAGAAAUCCUGACGAAAGGGAAAAGUACUUUGAAGAGCUCUUUAAGCUUCUCCGACUAUCACAAAUUAAACCAACCUAUUUGACUCGGCAUGUUAAAUCUGAAAAACUGGUAUCAAGCAAUGAAGCAUGCCUCAAACUUGUGUUGGAAGCAGUGGAAAGCCAUGCUCUCAAGGGUGAGAAUUUUCAGAUGGGUACACUCCAACAAGCUAACUCCCCCAACUCAACUCUGCCUCGUUUUGGCCAAAACAUGGAUGUUAUCAUGGUUAUUGGUGGUGUGUCUGAGGGAGGUGAUUACUUGAGUGAGUGUGUGGGGUAUUUUAUUGAUGAAGAUAGAUGGGUGAAUUUACCACACAUACACAAUCACCUUGAUGGACAUGCUGUGGCUGUAACCAAAUCCUAUCUUUAUGUGGCAGGUUCCAUGGAGCCUGGCUUUGCCAAGACCAUGGAAAGGUAUAACCCAGGUAGAAAUGUUUGGGAGCAGGUUUCAAAUCUCAUAACCAGGAAGCAUUCUUUUGGAUUUACUGAGGUAAAGGGAAACCUGUACAGUAUUGGUGGCCAUGGGAAUUUCAUCCCUGGUUUUAAAGAUGUAGCUGUCUACAACCCUGAUCAAGAUAAGUGGCACAACUUAGAGUCUGCCCCAAAGAUACUCCGGGAUGUUAAAGUGAUUACAAUAGACAAUAGAUUUGUUUACAUGGCAGCUCGCACACCAGUUGAUGGAGAUAAUGAAGAUGGCUUAAGGUCUGUCGUUAUUCGCUAUGAUGCAGACACACGACAGUGGCGAGAUUGUGAGGCUCUGCCAUUCCUUGACAACUAUUGCCGCUUCCAAAGAGUUGUGGGGAACACCAACUUUUACCACACCGCUUCUUGUUGUCCCAGAAGCUAUCCUCUAGACCAUGAAGAUACCAAGAGAAUCUCUAACCAAUUAUCUGAUGAUAUUCUGGAAACCUUACCAUCAGAGGUCCUUAGCAUUGAAGGGGCAGCUAUCUGCUAUUACAAAGAUGAUAUCUUCAUCAUAGGUGGAUGGAAGAACAGUGAUGAUACUGAUAAACAGUACAGAAAAGAGGCCUACCGCUACUGUGCUGAGAAGAAGCGUUGGCUGUUACUUCCUCCUAUGCCUCAGCCUCGCUGCCGUGCUACAGCUUGUCAUGUUAGAAUCCCCUUUCGGUCCUUACAUGGUACCCAAAAAUAUCCAGUGCCACAAAACCUAAUGUGGCAGAAGGACCGGAUCCGGCAGAUGCAGGAGAUACACCAACAUUCCUUAAGUUUACGGAGAAUGCCUAGGUCUCAGAUAGAAUGCUAGUUUGAAUAAAUGAUAUCAGAAAUAUCGAUCUGUAAUUGUCAUGCCUGGCAUGGACUAAUAGUCACCAAACUGCUUAAGCAUUGGAGACAAAGCUUUCUUGGUGUUGAAUUUGAUCUGGAUUUCAAGCACCACAUGGAAAUUUGGUUUAUAUUAGCCAUAUAUGUGAAGGUAAGCAGACAUAUAAAAUGCUUAGAACCUGUUGGUUUCUCCAUAGAUGUGAGCCCGAUAAAGAAUCAAACAAAAUAAUUGUUCUUGCACUUUGUGAAUGUGUUCAGGUAAAAUUAAAAAUUCAGCACAGCCUUUUUCUUCCCCUCUAACAUUUUUUUGUAUGUGGAUUUUUUUGUUUGUUUUGAAUCAUCUCAUCUUACUUUAAGCAUUAUACAAGUCAUGUGAAGUAUUUCAGUUUGUUCUAAAGUGCUGAUAUGUAUGUAAUGGACCAUUUCAAGGUUUUCUUAAGUUUUUUUGGAGAGGCAUUUCUCUUUUGUUAUAAAUUUCUCUAAUUUGGAAAUGUAAAAUAGCUAAAAUAAAAACUCUACUAAGAGGAAUAAAGCACAAACUUUCUAAGAACUUAGAAAGAAUAUUCCGUGAUAAUAAGUAUCCUAUAGUUUUAUUUAUCAAAAAGCGCUUGAGAUUGUUUAAACAUUCCUUUAAAAACUUCACUAUAAUUUUAGUGAUUACUGUUCUUCCUUUCAGUAUCCCCACUUGUUUCUCAUUAUUUUUUUUCCAGUUAAGUAUUAUGGCCUUAAAAAUGAUUGAAAACACCAAAAAAAUAUCAUAAUUUAUAAUUGAAGCACUUAGGAAUUCAUUAUGCAGGGUUAAAGUUGUAUAAACUUGGGUGUCAAUAUUUGGGUAAGUAAGUCUCAAUACCAUCUGAUCUAUCUUUGACAAUCAAAUCUAUUUGUCUUAAUGUGACACCAUUCUUUGUGUGGACAGUACAGGAUGUAAGGCUGUUCAAUUGGAAAAUUUGCCUGAAUAUUCUUGAAUUGAAUUCACAUUGUCCAAGUCUUGCCUUUUGGCAGCAUAUAAAAUUUAUUCUCACGCAAAUAAUUCAAAUGAUUGAGAUACUGUAAAUUAUUUACUGCUUUCUCUCCAUUCCUUUAACCUAGUAGCAUGCAGAAUCCUAUACUGUAGGUUCUGGUAGUUUUAUGAAGAUACAGUAUAUAUUCAGAUGAUAAUAAAUAUUUAUUUUAUUGGUUCAAGUAAUACUGAAGUUUUGGAAUGCUGCAGAGUUGUUUAGGCAGACAAAUUUAUAUAAAGCAUUUAUGCAUUUGACAUUGAUUCAAGAGAAUAUUUAAUUUUACUUUAUAAAUUCUUUUCCAUUACUGAUAUAUGUCCCAAAAGCAUUCUUGCUUAGGUAGAGCACCUCUCCAUCUCCCCUUAUGGCCUUGGGUAAUAAAUGUGGUAAAUAAAGAUGUAGUGAUGGCAAUAUCUAAGACAAUCUCAGGAAAAAUCAAGACCUGAUGCAUGAGGUCCCCAAAUGGUGUAUAGGUAGAAUCCUCAAAUAUAGAAUUUGCCUCUUCCUCAUUUAUACAUAUUUUCUGAAAAAGAUAUCAAACACUUCAUCUAGGUCUGUUAUUCUCAUCUUUCUUGCUUUUUCUUCUCUUUUAACAAGUCGGAUUUAUUGCUGGGAGCACAAAAAUGAAACAUGAAGAUGAAAUCAGUAUGAAAAAGAUCUGUAUUGGACAAUGUUAUUAUUGAUGGUGUUUGAUUGGUAAAUAACCAUGUCUUAAAUUUUAGAAACAUUUUUUUAAAAUUAAAAGAAUGUUACAGACUGACCAAUACUGUUUUCCAAUUUAGCAGGAAACCUAAUUCAUGUCUGAGAUACUGCGGUAAGUGUUGCAAUUGCAUGGAUGUGUAGGUUUUCCUAAUUUCUCUUUGCCAUCCUAAUACUACUAUCUAUUAUUUAUUUAGCUGUUAAGUGGGUGGGGGCAUGGUAAACCGGUGGGCUGCAGUAAUUAUCUUGAUAUCAAAUUAAAACUAACAUGUUCUUGAACCACAGAGUCACAAACAUUAACAGUUGUUAUGCCGCUUGCUUGCCUUAAAGAUACUUUAUUGUUACCAGCCACUUUUUAAGGUGUAAUAGGUGAAUUUAUCUUCUGGAAAUCUUUUGACAUUCCAAAGGUGCAAAGAUCUAAACUCCCUUCUUCAAAACUAUUAUCUGAAGUACUAAUUAAGAAGUACCCUUCCUAAGAACAUUACCUAGCUCCAAGCCUGGACACAUUUGUGUGGAUUUUUUUUUUUUAAUUUUGGAUUACAGCUUUUCAGUCUGAUGUUUUUCUUAGAUAUCUCAGUAUUCCUUUUAAACAUAACUAAAAUGGAUUAAGCUUACAGUAUAUCCAUGUCCCUAUUAAACAAUUUAAAAACUUUGUAGUAAGUAUAGUUGGCAUUCAUUGCAAAUCUUUGCCAAAUCAGCACAAAUAAGUUAAUAUAUCAAUUAUACUAAUUAAAAUGCUUGUUUAAAACGCUAUUUAGUCUAGGAAAGCUUUGUAUUUUAAAAUCAUAAGUCACUUUGGAUGUUGCUUGUGAAUGAAGUCACAGCUAGUCACAUGCUGUUCUUGGGAAUUUCAGUUUGCAUGUCAUGUUAAGAGCACUCUAUAGAAAGCAAUCACAUAGUAUAAUAUUUAGCGUGAAAUGUCAAGAGUUUCUUAAUGUAGUAUUUGGAUAUUAUACUAUUAACUUGCUCCCCUAAUCUGAAUGCACAACACUGGCUUCUAUGUACAAAUCUUUUAACUUUACUUAAAUCAUGACAACUUUGACAAAACUGCCUUCUGGCAAAGGGAAAUCCUCCAACAGAUUAUUAAAAUAUUUCCAUUUGGAAAUAACAGAUCUAGAUUAUGUUCCUUGGCAUAUUUGAGAGUUUCAAUUAAAUCAGUGAUUCCCAACAUGGGGCCCAAGCCCUACAGGGGUGCAAUUUGAUUUUUAAUGGGGGCAAUUUGAAUCUUGUUUAAACUAAGUUAAUGGCUUCUUCUGUGUGAGUAGAGUUACUUUUGAGUAUAGUAAUAAUUAUAUGUGGUGGGGAGGAGCAUCAGGAUUUUAAAGAUGCUUAGGUGGGGGAUGGCCAAAGAAUGUUGGGGCCCAUUGAGUUAAAUAAAUGAGACUUCUGCCUGAGUGAAAAUAAUUAGAAAUACAUUUUGUUAUUUCCUGCAACCAAAGGAAACUGCAGUGGAAAUCUUCAGGGACAGACAGUCUUCAAAGCUACAUAAGGACUUAGGAGACAAUCUAUUUAAGUUACUAAUGUUCUACUAACAGAAUGUAUGGUUCCACAGUUUGCCUUUAUUUUAUGAUCCUACUGGAGUAUAAUUUUUUUUAUAAUAAACACAUUAUUACUGCAUAGGAACAUAUUCUUCAUAUACAGUGUUUGAUCUCUUGCUUUGUGUUCAAAGCACCUUUAACAACAAAGCUAAUUAAAUACACCAAUACAAUGUUAUUAAGGUACCCGUAGUCUUGGUUAGCAACCGUUCAACAUUAUAAUAGCAUUGAAAAAAGUGACUUACAACUAGUACGCACACUUCGAACACUCACAGCUUCUCCAUGGUUGCCUGAUGAAAAUUCAGGUGUUUAGUAAUUGGCAUGGAGCAUUCCAGGAUCAUGCAAUUGCCAUUUACCAUAUAUUCUUCCUAGCCAGCUUCCUACAAGCAAAUAGGGGAAGCCAGAGUUGCUUAACCGUGUGAUUCACUUAACUACAAUGAUUCACAAAAACUGUGGCAAAAGAGGUCAUAAAAUUAAACACAAAACACUUAACUGCUUUGCAUAAUAAUGGAAAAUCUAAUCCUAAUUGUGAUUGUAUAUCAAGGACCACCUAUAAUCUGUACAGUUUCAUCACAUAUGAUACAUUGGUUGUUUUCAUAACCUCUACAACAAAAAACAUAGUAUCAAAAGGAUUUUAAGUUAGUCACAAUUUAACCAAGUGACAGGUAAUUUGCAUAGUUGCCACAAAGAAUGACAUUGUGAUAAGCGCCUUUCACCUGAACCCACAUUACGCAAAUGACACUUCAUAUAGGAAGAAUAACUCAGGAGAAGGUGUUCCACAUUUGAAAGAAACUGGUAGCAGUGGCUGUUCUGUAGUGUUUUGGGAAAGUAUAGGAACAACAAAUUUUAAGUUUAAUUUUCUCUCCCAUCAAUAACUGCAGUUCUAGCAAGGGAUUAUACAGUAUGUUUUCAUGGGUUGUAAAUAUAUUAAUUGUACAAAUUGAUGCUCAGUUGAUAUGCCAAGCUAAGACUUGUGGAUCUCUUAAUUUACUAUUUUAUUGGCAUGUCAUGUAGCGUGCCAAUAGAGGUAUAUAUAUUUGUCCUUAAUGAUAGAUCACUUUUCUGAAAGCUAUCUCAUUAGUUGCAGGUUUACAGUUGCCAGCUUCUGGCCUUCUCUGAAUGAUUAAAAUAGUAAAAAAUACAAAACUUUAUAAAAUAUAAAACUUUUUCCAGUAAAGACUAGGAAACAAUAAAAUAACUUUCAUUUUUCUGUUGUGAUCCCAAUUUGCCUUGGGUCUGUUCCUUAAUAAAUGGGUCAGUUCUCAGAGUGAAUGUAAACUUCACACCAGUUUAGUAGACUUCUCUAGAAUCCAGAUGCUAUGCUAAAACAAAAUUUUAUUUUUAAAAAAAUGCAAUUAUUUGUUGUAUUACAAUUGUGUAACACUAAACACUAAUUCAAUAAACAUUUUAUUUCUCUA
Molecule: messenger RNA, 6778 nt
Organism: Thamnophis elegans (Western terrestrial garter snake)
Lineage: Eukaryota; Metazoa; Chordata; Lepidosauria; Squamata; Natricidae
Product: kelch-like protein 11
Exons: 2
Coding region: 27-2111 (694 amino acids)
Molecular function (GO): protein binding
Source: RefSeq, a predicted model, not a curated record